Molecule: messenger RNA, 2166 nt
Organism: Phytomonas sp. Hart1
Lineage: Eukaryota; Euglenozoa; Kinetoplastea; Trypanosomatida; Trypanosomatidae
Source: the annotation of a GenBank genome assembly
AUGAAAGGCAUUGUGGGCUCUACUCAAGGAAGUACAAAAUAUCGUGGCGGCAGAGGGCGCGGUAGUGCUCAGGUUGGUAAAUCGGGUAAUAGGGACAAGCGUUUUGACUCUCGUUUUACUGACCCUCGAUUUAAACUAUCAAGUAAGCUCCAAAAGAAGCAUAAACAGCGAAGUAGCCCUCGGGAAAAGCUUGAGGAUGCCGCUGGUCGUGAUCCGCGAUUCGCCAAAAAAUUUCAUCCAUCGAACGAGACACCCAGUGAGGACGAGGAGGAUAAUUUGACCGAGAGUGAGGGGGAGGAUAUUUCAACACAACCCAACCUCGUUGUCGACGAAGAUGAUUCCGAUGCGAGUGCUUCCGAUGAAAUGGAGGACAAAAUGGAGGACGUGUGCGAGUGGGCCCCUGAAGACGUGGAACUCACAGAAGCAACUCAGCGCCUCGCGGUGGUUAACUGUGAUUGGGAUCACGUCCGCUCGGUAGAUCUCUACGCUAUUCUUUUUGACGCCCUUCCAUUGGGUGGUCAACUGAAGGAGGUGUGCGUCUACAUGAGCGAGUUUGGUAAAAAAAUGAUUGAACAUGAGCGCGUGCAUGGACCAGACUUGUGGGUAAAGGAAGGUGAAGAGGAUACACCGGAAGACAAGGACUUAUCCCAUGAUGGAAUCGAGUCUGUGCGUAAGUUCGAUAGUUAUAUGGAGGAUGGUGACCAAGCAAGUAGUGAGAAUAGUGAUGGUGAUGAUGAGGAGGUAGAAACCGGCUGGGUUUACGACGACCCCAGCAUGCUUACGGAACGUGGUGAGGAUGGGGAAUACUUCUCGAGCGGAAAGUAUCGUCAGUAUGAGAUGAACCGCAUGAAGUACUACUACGCCAUAGCCACCUUCGACUCUUCCGAAACGGCGGCUGCGGUCUAUCGUGAGCUGGAUGGCACCGAUAUUGAAUCUAGCGGCGUCGUCCUGGACCUGCGCUACGUGGACAAUGAGGAGACUUUCGAGGACCUGGUGAGCCGCGCCGACGGCAUCCCACCAAACUUCAGGCCGUUAUCCUCCUUCAAAACGGCCGCGCUAAGCCAGGCGCGUUUCCGGAUUUCCUGGGAUCAAGACGACCUUUUUCGCCACCGUUCGGUACAGGAUGCCUUUACCGGGACCACCGCCGAGGACGACCUGGCGGCCUACCUUGCCCCACCCGACUCAGACGACGAUGAGAAAGACGCCCGCACGGGCCGCACGAAGGCGGAGGAAAAAUUGAGACUUCAGCACAAGUACGCGACAUUAUUGGCGGAAAUCGGCAAAGUACCCGGUCAACUUGACGAAGAUGACGCCAAAGAGGAAAACGAAACCCGGGAAACGUUGAACCCACCUAGUCUCGAUACCAACACGGAUGGCGAUACCACGGAUGACGAUUCCCUCAAUCGAUUUAGCGAUGUCAAUCUUGACGAUGACGCCGAGAGCGAGUCCAAUGAUGGCGAAAGUGAAAUCAUGGGUGACAUGGAAGCAAAGCUCGACCUUGAUGCCGAUAGCAAAGCAGUCGGUCUCCAGCGUGAGGCUCGAGUACGGAAAAUGAUGAAGGAAAGCAGCCUCGGUGCACAGGCGGAACUCAAAUAUAAACUACGGCGUAAGGAGAUGAAGAAGACCAAGAAGGAGGAAUUGUUGCAGGAACGCGAAAGGAAGGUAGAGGCAUCAUUGGCAAAGAAGAAGGAACAAACGGAGAAACUUAAGGCGUUGAUCGGGACCGACGACAACGGCGCGGUCCGCCUCAGCGGCAAAGAGCGUCGUAAGCGCCAUGUAAAGGAAGUAAAGGAAACCCUUGCAAAGGAGCGAGCCGAAAAGAAGCAGAGUCGAAUUGCGAGCCAGAUGGGUAUCACAUGGGAGGCCAGAGCCAGGCUCGAUACGCAGGAAGCAGACCAGGCCAAGAGCGCGAUUGAUUCCCGCUUUAAGUCAAAGCUGCUCUCGGACCCCCGAUAUCACCUGGAGAUAACGCAAAAGGACAAGCGCAUCUCAAAAGAUGUCGCACAACUCGCGGCGACGGUGGCAAAGGCGCGCCGCGUAAAGCGUGUCCCUGAAGACCGUGAAGACAAAACAGGCGGUGAAGAGGAUGCCAACCCCUUGGAUUCGGCUGUUGACUACUUUUUAGAACCACCUCGGCGCAAAAAGAAAAAGCAGUCGUCAAUAUAA